Messenger RNA from Symbiodinium necroappetens, 259 nucleotides. The record is from the annotation of a GenBank genome assembly. NCBI's taxonomy places the organism in Eukaryota, Dinophyceae, Suessiales, Symbiodiniaceae.
GCGGAGUUAGCUGGUCAGCUGAUUCCGAGACGCAGGAGAAUCACCCUGUUGAAGCCGAACUACACCGUCUGUCGAGGGGAGCACUCUCUGAAGAUCCUCAAAGGCUUGCAGAUGCGCCGCCGCGAGUCCAAACAGCAAGUGGUGACCCAGGUGCUCUGGUCGCUUCACGUUUUAAGCGCCGGGACGCUGAACGAGGGCACUGUGAUGCUGAUACUGCAGUUUGUGGACCCAACGCUGUCUCCUGCGGACAAGUGCUAUG